Eremothecium sinecaudum is the source of this 1386-nucleotide messenger RNA. RefSeq names its product iron-sulfur cluster assembly protein NAR1 (gene NAR1). Gene Ontology annotation, molecular function: 4 iron, 4 sulfur cluster binding. Gene Ontology annotation, cellular component: cytosolic [4Fe-4S] assembly targeting complex. The coding region runs from base 1 to 1386 and encodes 461 amino acids. Gene Ontology annotation, biological process: iron-sulfur cluster assembly. The transcript has a single exon. Lineage: Eukaryota; Fungi; Ascomycota; Saccharomycetes; Saccharomycetales; Saccharomycetaceae. The record is from RefSeq and is a predicted model, not a curated record.
AUGAGCUUAAAGUUCUCGGAAGGCGAUCUUAAUGACUUCAUUAGUCCGGGUGCUUCAUGCGUUAAGUCCACGAGGACAACAAAAUCUACAGAACAUGUAAAGAGCGAUACACAAGAAAUAGAGGUAGGUAAAGAACCAUCAGAGCUGGAGAAAGUUUCUAUAACGCUGGAAGAUUGUUUAGCAUGCUCUGGUUGUAUAACAUCUAGUGAGGAGCUGUUGCUUAGCCGACAGAGUCAUACAGUGUUUUUGGAGGCGCAUAAGCAGCUAGCCGGAAAUCGGACGCUGGUAGUGAGUGUGGCGCCCCAGGUACGACUUUCGUUGGCCCACUAUUUUGGCAUGAGUCAGAAUGACAGUGAUCGGUGCUUGGUUGGUGUUUUGGAAUCAUACUUUGGUGCUCGCUUUGUAGUUGGCACUCAGGUUGGCAGAAGUAUUACUGUGCAACAAACGAACGAGGCAUUGGGCGAAAGGGCACAGAAGGGAGAGAAAAAGCCUGUACUGUGCAGUGUAUGCCCGGGGUUUGUGCUAUAUGCAGAGAAAACGAAGCCUGGAUUGGUACCUUAUCUUCUGGAUGUGAAGUCUCCACAGCAGAUCACAGGAGCUUUGCUGAAGGAUGUUGUGCCGAAUAUGUACCACUUGUCGCUGAUGCCUUGCUUUGACAAGAAGCUUGAGGCGUCGCGUAAGGACGGCGAGGGAGAGGUAGACUGUGUACUGACACCAAAGGAGUUCGUGAAGAUGUUGGGCGAGCUUGGGCUAGAUUUUCGAACCUUUGUCAGCGAUUUUGGCAGCUUCCAGCGGUUGUCGCCGCCUGGGUGGGAUCCUCGAGUGCACUGGGCGUCUUCGGCUGGUAGUAGUUCUGGUGGCUACGCUUACCAGUAUAUCUUGGGGUUGCAGAAGUCGCAUCCUGCCACGUCGAUAGUUUCCCUGCAGGGCAAGAACGCAGAUGUUGUUGAGCACAGGCUGCUAGACGUUGAAGGCCAAGUCCUGGGUUCUUCGAGUGAGGUCUACGGUUUUAGGAAUAUCCAGAACGUCGUCCGGAGGCUACUAACAGGGACAGCCAGUAAGCGAAACCCUAAGCUACUUAGGAGGCGGGCGGGGGCAACUACGUCUGCCACGAAAACUAAUUUUGCCCAGGUUGCCAAUCCGGCAGAAUCUGAUUUCAUAGAGAUUAUGGCUUGUCCGGGCGGUUGCAUAAACGGUGGUGGUUUGCUUAGUGGCGAACAACUAAAUCCAGUACAACGGAAGCAACUCAUCUCUGAUCUCAAUUCUAAAUAUAACGCAUUGGAGUCCAUAGACAUACCCCCGCAACACAUAGAGGAACGGUACGUCUACAAAUUCCACGCACUUGAGCAGCCCAAUGAUGUUGUUUCAGUCGGCAAUACUUGGUAG